Messenger RNA from Chenopodium quinoa (quinoa), 1233 nucleotides. RefSeq names its product cyclin-D3-1-like. Bases 231 to 896 code for a protein of 221 amino acids. NCBI's taxonomy places the organism in Eukaryota, Viridiplantae, Streptophyta, Magnoliopsida, Caryophyllales, Amaranthaceae. The record is from RefSeq and is a predicted model, not a curated record. Gene Ontology annotation, biological process: mitotic cell cycle phase transition; regulation of cyclin-dependent protein serine/threonine kinase activity. Gene Ontology annotation, molecular function: cyclin-dependent protein serine/threonine kinase regulator activity. Gene Ontology annotation, cellular component: nucleus; cyclin-dependent protein kinase holoenzyme complex; cytoplasm. The transcript has 9 exons.
AUAAAAAUCAUAGUGGAUACAAUCUAACUUAAAGCUAAAAAAAAUAUUGUUUUCUAUAUGCAAGACACACAUUAAGUACAAUUGGUAAUUUAUUAAGCUCCAAGUUAGUAUUCACAAAAAAGGAACUUUUGGCUUUCAUUGCUUUUUAAUUGGUUAUAGUAGUUAUCCAUUGAAGUGGCUUCUAAGUUUUCUUUCCUCCUUUGAAAACAGCUCUUGAGGAUAGAAAGAAAAUGCUGCUUUAUGAAGAUUUAAUUUCCGGAGAAAAGCUCUUUUCCAUAGAGGAAGAUUAUAUGUCGGCCUCUGAUUAUGCCAUCAACACUGAUAUUGCGGAGUACCGUCAAGAACUGAUCAAAAUUAUCAUGGAGGUUUCUGCUUCAAUUACUUUCAAGAUACGAUGUGCAGCAGUUUCUUAUUUCGAUAGAUAUGCAUCGAGAUAUGAGACUUCGGUGGUUCUUGGAAAAGACUGUGAAGUACUUGCUUAUACGUGUUUGAUUACUGAGGCUAAAGUGGAGAGGAAUGAUGUAUUCAUCUAUGACUUUGCUGGUGGAAAGCUGCUGGACUUUCUCCAAGUACACAUACAUUCAGCUCAGGUUGAUUUACUCAAGGUAUUGGGUUGGAGGUUACGACUACUUACACCUUUGUGCUUCAUUGACUAUCUGGGAUCAAUUUUGUAUGAGCAACCUGUCAAGUGCCGCCUGUCUGACGAGAUUGAGCAGUUCCUUUUUGAGACCCUGAGUGACAUUGCAUAUACGAUGUACAGACCUUCUGUUCUUGCGGCUGCAACAUUGCUUCUAAUCCAGCCACUUGAAAACUAUGAGCAGAGGUUGGCUCAAUGUCCUUUGGAUAUGGUUUCACUCCAUGAGUGCAUUAAGCAAAUGAAGACCACGCGUAUCUGAUAUCUGAGAAGUCAUGCAUUUUUCGUGUCUAUGGCAGGAUCAAUUUGGUUACUAUGUGUAUUAUCAGUUCAUGACUGAAGCCUUGGGGAUUGAUUGCAAUACUUUCGUGAAGAUGCUUUUGCAGACCUCUUUUGCAGGUUGUCCCUAGAUUUUAGUUCACUUGUGCAACUGAAUCUCUAUAUACGGAGUACUUUUUUUCCUCAGAUCCCUGGCUUGUCCUUUCAAAAAAAAAAAAAAAAAGAUAGAUCCCUGGCUUGUGGAUCAACGUUAAAAAGCUUCUUAUGAACAACAUGUGAUGCUGGCAACUGAGUAAUUGAAUUUAGUUAAUGUAUAUGCA